Molecule: messenger RNA, 5599 nt
Organism: Alosa sapidissima (American shad)
Lineage: Eukaryota; Metazoa; Chordata; Actinopteri; Clupeiformes; Clupeidae
Gene: cobl
Product: cordon-bleu WH2 repeat protein
Exons: 17
Coding region: 324-4898 (1524 amino acids)
Biological process (GO): actin filament network formation; actin filament polymerization
Cellular component (GO): plasma membrane; dendritic growth cone; terminal web
Molecular function (GO): actin monomer binding
Source: RefSeq, a predicted model, not a curated record
CGGUUGCUAUAGUUCCAAAACUCGCCAGUUUGGCUGUAUUCCCGGAGAGUGCACUGACGCACUAGACAAGCCUGUUGCUGACGGCGGGAGAAUGGCUAGAGGAGAACGGAUCAAACCCAUAUGCUUCAAAUAAUUACAACUUUAUUGUUGCAUUUUACGCAUCUUUUAAAACAUUUGUGUGCUUUUCAUCUAAACUAGCUGAAGUGUCUCGUAAUUGUUUCACAUCACCCAUGGGAUUAAAUCACACAUCAGUGUCCUUGGCUGGACGAAGGGAAAACACAGGCGACAUUUAAUUGAGAUACAACCAGGACCAUCAGCAAGAUAUGGACAGCAAUUCUUAUUCUAAACCGCCAAUAGGCCGUAAGAUGAAGAACCCGGCCCCCCCUCCCCCAGGCCCCCCUCAGCCCACUCCCCGCCGCCUGCCGCGAAACAUCGUGCCCGACGGUGGCGUGGCUGUGAGCACGGACAUCAAGGAGAACGUCCUGCAGCCCCACGUGGAGCUCCAGCUCAGCCUGCCCAGCGGCGCCCACACCACCAGCACCUUCGAUGGCAGGAAAGCUCUUAUGGACCUGCUUGUGGAGGUGUGUGGUCAGUACCACCUGAACCCGGCCUACCACACCCUGGAGCUGCUGUCAUCAGAGGGACAGCCUGUGGCCUUCAAGCCUAAUGCCUUCCUGGGCUCUCUGGAUGUAGCCUGUGCCCUCAUUAAGGAGCGUGUGGUGGAUGAGAAGCUAGUACGGAAGCCUGUGCCCAGAGUGCCAGAGAAAAGCGUCCGUCUGGUGGUGAACUAUCACCGCUCCCAGAAGACUGUGGUGCGAGUGAGCCCACUGGUCCCGCUGCACGCCCUGGUCCCGGUCAUCUGCCAGAAGUGUGAGUUUGACCCGGCCCACGUGCUCCUGCUCCGCGACAGCGUCAGUCGCCACGAGCUCGACCUGGACAAGUCCCUCUGCGACCUGGAGAUCCGCGAGCUCUACGCCUUUGACCAGAGCCUGGUUUUGCAGCCUAAAAUGGCCUCCGCUCCUGCCCUUAACUACGCAGAAUCCACCUGCUCCACCCAGAGUGUCGGUGCUGUGGAGAAGAAAGGUCUUCUGGGAUUCUUUAAGUUCAACCGCAGGAAAUCAAAGACUGACUCGCUCUCCUCCUCUGACAUGGAGGAGGUUGAUGGUGAUGUUCAUGUUGUUGAGAGUGCUGAGAAUGACCAUUAUGCCCUAUCAGGUGUGAGCACCAGUUUGGAGGCACGGCCUAGCACUCUCGGCCAAUCACAGUCAGUCAUGAACAUCAGCAAGAUGUCCCCCAAAGUGGAGCUGAAGAAGAGACGUGCACCAGCCCCACCCCCCACCACACAUCAAAGCUACGACAGCCUAGGGAUGCAUGCAGGCUGUCCCUCCACUAGCAGCCUGCUGAAGAAACGCAAGGCUCCCGCACCCCCUCCCACCCCGGCUUCCCAUUCGCCCACCCCGACCCCGACCCCGACCCCUCCGAUACGCAGUAGCCCUGACAAUGUCCCCAAGGCUGCCCCUCCGGCCUCCUCUGCCCAGGCCACCACCACCGUUGCUGUGGCCGCCAUCACCGCGGCUACGGUCGCGUUGCCCCCGGUGACGGCGGUGCGUCGCGCGGCCCGUCAGGACGACUCGGCGUCGGAGGUGAGCGGCGCCAGCGAGGAGUCGGAGCGCGCCGCCCUCUGCAGCUCCAGCAGCUCGCAGGCCGACUCGGUUCCCAGCAGCCACCUGGACGAGGUCGCCACCAGCAGCCAGGACGAAGAGUACGAGGAGGAGUAUGAGGAGGUGGACGAGGAGGAGGAGGAUCUGGAGGUGGACGAAAUGGAGAUGGAGCUGCAGGUGCUGCAGCAGCUGCAGCAGAGGUCACGGCAGCAGCUGUCCCAGCCGGUGGUGGUGGAGCGAUUGCAGCACCGGCAGCAACCGGCGCAACUGCAGAGCCAGGGCCUCCGAGAGCACCAGGCCUCGGAGCCCAAACCGCAGACACAGACACCGAAGCCACAGACACCGCAGCCACAGUCGCCGCCGCCUGCACAAACGCAACCUCCUCAGCUGCCCCAGGGUCCAAAACAGCAGGAACAGCAGCAGUCGGAGGAACAGCUGCAGGACAGUGACCGCAGCACCACGAGCGCAGAAACCGGCUCCACCGUCAGCCUGAGGAUGGACGAGUCCGAGAGCAACAGGCAUAGCGCCAUAGACGUGGGGCGACAGGUGCCAGUCAAGCCCCGACGGACAUCGCUAGGAGACCAGACGUCACAGGCGGCCUCCGCCAGCCCAGCCCUCAUAGACCGCAACUCCCACAAUGCAUCACCAGACAGCUUCACAGAUAUGCCACAACACUCGUGGCUGCACUCAGCUCGUCCAGCAGGGGGCGCUGAGGUUCCAGUGGACUCUGCGGAGACGGGCUCAGUAAGCAGUGGCAGUGGGAGCUUCGCUGAUCAGGGCUACGCAGAGGAGUCGUGCCCCCUGAGCUCGCCCUCUGACCUCACGCCACCCCGCGCCCCGCGUGACCUCUCCAGCGACAGCGACGAGGGAUGCGCCACCUGGAACUCCAGUACCAGUCAAGACUUGUACCGGAAGGGUCAGUCAGGCAAAAUAAAGGACAGCUAUGAGGAGGACCCCAAGCUGAUGGCUCAGCUGCAGCUGACACUGGCUGAUCUUGAUGCAGAACUUGCAGAAAUGAACCAGAGCAGUGAGUGUCCCUCUGAAGCUGAUGACUUGAUCCCUGUGUCUGUUGUCGACUUGGUACCCGUGACAACCAUCGGUGAGGUGUUGGACAUACAGCCGUCCAACAGUCAGAACAAGAACAACAACGCCACCUUGUGGCCGGAACCUGCAGUGCAGCCACGUGUGUCAGUGGAGGUGAAGGGCUCCAGGAGCACACAGGAGGUCAAGCAGCCGGCCCCAGACUCAAAAGACAAGACGCUGAAAUCUGAGCCACCUCUCCGUGAGAGUAAAGCAGUGGGCUCAGCAACAGGGACCAAGCCUCCUUCUGCCAAGAACAGCUCAGUGGUGGCUCCUGCGAAGGCUCAGCCUGUUGGUGGUAGCCAGAGCAAUAGAGCGCCCCCUAGGGCUCUGGAGCGCAGCAAGAUCACCCAGAUGCCAGCCUCCCGUUUCGGCACCAAGACAUUCACCAUUGUCCCGACCAAAGUUGCCGUGCCUAGCAGCUCACAGACCCAGGGCUCGCUCACCCUCGGCGCCAUCAAGAUCGAUGAGCGGGGCAACAUGGUCAAGGGGCAUGGUGUGCAACAGUGCGUGGGCACACCUGUGGCACAGGGUGAGAAGGAGGAAGCCGCCGCGCCUAGCAGCUCACAGAACCAGGGCCCGCUCACCCUCGGUGCCAUCAAGAUCGAUGAGCGGGGCAACAUGGUCAAGGGGCAUGGUGUGCGACAGUGCGUGGGCACACCUGUGGCACAGGGUGAGAAGGAGGAAGCCGUGCCGCUGCGCGAGAAAGCCAAAACCUUCUGGACAUCCACAGACAAGCAGGAAGCUCCGACUGCCACAAAAGCAACAACAAAAGCAACAACAACAACAACAACCAAAACAAUAGUCAUCCCUCCGCCGGCCCCAGGCGGGGCCACGAGUAAACCUGCCGACAAGCGUCAGGCAGAGACAGCGGCCAGGAGCACUGUCUCUGGGAUAAACCAUUCCUCCACAGCCAAGGGUGGCAGCCAGGCCUCCCAGGGUCCGGAGAGCAGGCCUCCCAGCUCAGAGCCCACGGGUCCAGCCCAGAGGGCCACGCCGAGCGUCCAGGACCCCAGAGACCUGUCCUUCCUGAAGCCCCAGAGGCGGACGUCCAGUCAGUACAUGGCCACGGCCCUCAGCAAUAAGCUCACCGUGCGGCCUGCGGCCAGAGUAGACGGCAUUCAGGAGAAACUGGAGCCUGAGCCUCCAGCCCAGAAACCUCUUAUAGAGGGACGAACGGCCACCACGGCCUCCUUUACCAGCGUUACAAUUCAGGAAUCCAGUGGCUCAUCCCAGGUGGGGGUAUGGAAGGAGAACGGUUCUGUUCCCAGCUGGACCGCUCUGAAAGGCCCGCAGGCCUACAAGAGUCAUACCUUCAACAAGCAGACUUCAGUUGAGCCGCCACGUCUUCUUAAGGGAGGCGCAGGGACGGUAUCUGAUGUGAACUCAGGGGUGGUCAACAGCAAGGCAAAGCUAACCACCCAUGAGGCUACUAACAGAUCCAGCGCGACUCACAACUCAUCAGUUGUGCCGGAUCAGAACCCAGAGCCCUGGGCGGCCCCUGGAGUUCUGGCUGAGCCCAACCAGGUGAGCCCAUUCGGGCCGGUGAAGAAGUUCCGGCCGGUGAUCCAGAAGUCCGCGGAGAAGGAUACGUCUCUGCACAGCUCGCUGAUGCAGGCCAUCCAGUCAGGAGACAACAAGGAUCGCCUCAAGAGGGUGAGCGAGGCGUCGGCUGGGAGUGGCCUGAAGAAGCCCGCCCUGGUGGAGGAGGAGAACACCCAGUCCGCCCUCCUCUCCGCCAUCAGGGCCAACAACUCCAACCGACUCAAGAAGACAAGGUCAGGGGCAGCCAGGGAGCUCGACCGCUUCAGAGCUACAGAGUCAGCGAGUGGCUGUCAGAACCAGACCUCUACUCUUCAACACACCUCACUUCCGUCAGCUCCCGCACCUGUGCCCACAGCUACCCCCCCACCCCCUCCUCCGCCCACAGCUGCCCCCCCACCCCCUCCUCCGCCCACAGCUGCCCCCCCUCCCCCCCGGGUGGUGCUGCCGUCAGUGGGGAACCCAGAACAGACCCGAGAGGCUCUACUGGAUGCCAUUCGCUCUGGGGCUGGGGCCAAAGGUCUGAAGAGGGUGCCUGUGGCCACUAAAACCGUGCUGGUGAACGGGAGACUGGGGACCAUGACCGCGUCCUGCUCACUCUCCCAGGGGCUUUAGACUGUGAGCCGUGGGAGUCUGGACACGCUGCAGGCACCAGACGGAGAGGAGGCCAGAUGACAGAUAGGCGCUGGUGCCCCCUGCCCUGAUGUCCGUCUGUGUUUAGUUUUUAUUUGUCAUUAUCUAUUCCGAAAUUUGCUGCUGCUAUAGAGUGCCAAGAAUCACCGCAAUAUCAUUAUUAUAUUCUUAUCUACAGUCUUAUUGUCAUUAUCAUCAUUCUUCUCAUUUGCCAGGCUAAAAUACUGAAUGUUGUGUAUGAGAUUCUUGACUUUUGUCCAUUAUCUGCAAAGCAGUGAGUUUUUUUUUAUGUUGUUGAAAAUACACCAGUUGCAUUUUAUAUUCUUAGUAAGAUACGAGACAGUGUAUGGCAACUCUGUUAUUGUGAUUGACCAACAUUCUUAGAACACUGGAUGCAACGUGGCAUCAAACAUUCCAGCACACACUAAGCCCGACAGUUUUCAUAAAUGACACAGACAUUGAAUUCUAGACGUUGCCCAUGCGCAGGCAAUACCGCUAAGACGUCUGGAUACAACUGACCAUUACAACUGAUACAACUGACCAUUACAGUCCUCAGCCUGAAAUAUAGUAUAAGUAUAUAUACUCUUUUGAUCCCGUGAGGGAAAUUUGGUCUUUGCAUUUAUCCCAAUCCGUGAAUUAGUGAAACACACAGUGAGGACACACUAAUCCCGGCGCAGUGAGCU